UUCCGCGGGGGCAGGUCGUCGGGCGAGCACGCGCGGCGCUGUGCGGUCGGGCGUCGCAGGUAAAAGGUGCGUGCGUGUGCGGCGAAAGGUGUAAACAGGCGGCUAAUCGCGGACAAAACAAACAGAGGCGGAGUCUGCGAGCGGCAUUGGCCGCGGCGGGCUCGAGGGCGGGCACCGCGGCGCUCGUCUCCGAGCCGCGGCGCGACCCGCGACCAGUCAGUCGGGCGAGCAGCGCCGAGCCGCAAACACGCGUCGAAACGCACACCCUCGCCGCACGCUCGCUGAACCAGCACCGACCGACCAGAGGAGAACACCCUGCAGGGGCUAACUCAAGACAUGGUCAUCCUGCGCGACGCGGGCUCCCCGGCCAUGAGUGCAGCUCCACCAUGUGGUCGGCAAACAGGUCCGUUGACACCAGCCAGACAGUUUGACUGGGAUAUUAACGACACCAGCGUGCCCAGGGUGAGUCGCUUCGACGAGUUCUGUGAGUGGGCCAACGACCACUGCCAGUUCGUGUACUCGCCAGACAGCGAGGAGGCGAAGAGACACUCGUCCGGCUGGGCAAUGCGCAACACCAACAACCACAACGUCAACAUCCUGAAGAAGUCGUGCCUCGGGGUGCUAGUUUGUUCGAGGGGCGAGCAGUGCGUCCUGCCCAACGGCGAGAGGGUCCACCUGAGGCCGGCCAUCUGCGACAAAGCCAGGAAGAAACAGCAAGGCAAACCUUGUCCGAACCGCAACUGCAACGGUCGCUUAGUCAUCCAGCCCUGCCACGGCCACUGCGGAUAUCCGGUCACUCACUUUUGGAGACACACCGAGUACGCCAUUUACUUCCAGGCCAAAGGACGACACGACCACCCGCAACCUGAAGCCAAGUCGACGUCAGAGGCGCGACGCAGCCAGGUAAACGGCAAACGGGUGCGAGGCAUCGCCAUGCUGCUCGCCGGCCGAGACUCCAAGCUGGUCAAGAGGGAGAACAUGAGCCGCGACUUGGAUUUGACACCUCCCUACAUGUGUCCUGAGCAGCCGCCGCCCCUGAUACCUGACUCAGAUAAAGGUUACAGCAACACAACGUGCUCGUGCCCGCCCUUCGAGUGCAUCUGCACGCCGUCGCAGCAGCCGGCACUGUCGUACCACCCCGCGCACCACCUGCAGCAACCCACGGCUGACUUCUGGUCGCAGCCAGGGGACCAGCAUCAGCAGCAACCACCUAGUCACCCGAGCGCUGCGAUGGACCAGAGCUCCUACUUCCCCUCCCCGGCCGGCGGCGACUACCAGCAAUGCACGUUCGACGGCAACAGCAACGUGCUGCAGCACCACCCCCACCCCUACGAGUACCCGGCGGCGGCGACCGUGGUGGAGAACGACGCCUUCGGCCAGAUCUUCCAGACGGAGACGCCGAUCCGCGGCAGUGGCGGCGAGUGCGGCGCCCUGCUGGCGGCGCCGCCCGAGCUCUACGAGCCGCAGCCCAACACGCCGCCGACCUUCACCGAGCUCUGCGAGGUCAAGUCCGAGUUCUCCGAGGUGGUCAAGUCGGAGCUGCAGCACCAGCACCAGCAGCAGCAACCCUGGGGCAACCCCUACGACCGGCACUACCCCCGCGGAGGCGGCGGCGGCGGUGGCUACUUCGAGCAGCAGCAGAGGCUGGACGAGCCGAUGAUGAUGUCCGAGGAGGAUGACUCGCUGGCCACGGUGCCCUCGGAGGACGCCCGCGUCAUGCCGCACCACCAGCACCACUACCUGGCCGCCCCCAACCACUACCACCACCAGGUCGAGUCGGCCGCCCUCCACCACGGCCACUACGAGGCCCUCAUGGGCGCCUCCGACCACUUCAGCUUCCACGAGUCCAUCAGUAGGCACCUCCACCACUGAACCCAAGAACCCCCACAAAACUUUUAAUGAAAAUAAAUAAAUGCUGGAUUCUGCCAGUCAGUGAGAAAUGUUGAUUUCUGACCAAAAAUGAUAAAGCAGCAGGACUCGUCGAUUUUGAAGCUGAAACCUUUUACCUCUGUUUUAGCGAUUUUAGACAUCUGGCCGCGCAGAUGCGAAUUUUACUCAAGAGGGUGGAACUUACGAAUCUCAUGUUAUGUGUAUUUACAAAUGGAGCAUUCCGAAAAUACGAUUAAGUUUUUACAUAGGAAUCUUGUGUCUGUUGACUAUGUAUUACUAUUUCAUAUUUUAUACUGUAGAGGAAAAUGAUUGAGUUGUGGCGUUUUCGAGAUUUUUGUACCCAAAGUGUUGCAUUAUAUUUAUUUUGUGAGCCGCUCCAAUCAUAGAGUACGUAUCUUGUCAUCAAAAAGGUUCUUUGCCUUUUGCACGUAACGCGCUUUUCACACAGCACAAAACGAGUUUGCAUACUUGAUGUUCUCAUUUAAAUUAAUACACAGUUGUUGACUGUUAAGAAUGCGUCAGUCUCAUUGAACCAUUAAAUGCGUGUUGUACAAAUGCAGUUGUGUAAUCAAUGCAUGUAAAAAUGUGGAUAUACAUAUUAUACUAUUAUCUAUAAUGUCAUUGCGCAAUAAAUCACCAAAAGGUAAAUCUUAA
Messenger RNA from Cloeon dipterum, 2544 nucleotides. RefSeq lists its product as uncharacterized. Gene Ontology annotation, biological process: gliogenesis; regulation of transcription by RNA polymerase II. Lineage: Eukaryota; Metazoa; Arthropoda; Insecta; Ephemeroptera; Baetidae. Gene Ontology annotation, cellular component: nucleus. The transcript has 7 exons. The coding region runs from base 337 to 1872 and encodes 511 amino acids. The record is from RefSeq and is a predicted model, not a curated record. Gene Ontology annotation, molecular function: RNA polymerase II cis-regulatory region sequence-specific DNA binding; DNA-binding transcription activator activity, RNA polymerase II-specific.